AUGAAUACUCUUGCAUCACCAUCCACACAAUCAAUCAAAUCCAAUUUCAAUAACUAUCAUGCCUUUAAUAAUCAUCAAAUAGCCCUUGUUCCAACAUCUCAGUAUCAACAACAACAACUGAAUGAAGGCUCUUCUUCAUCUACUACCAUUGUAACACACAGGAGCCAUCAUGAUGAGCCAAACAUCCCUACUACUUCUACUAACAAUUCUGCUAAGGCAGCACCAAACCAUCAUCAUCACCAACAACAACGCGGGAAUAGCUUGCCAUCCUUUGGUGAGCAUUUACGUUUACUGAACCAGGUCCAGCAAUCCAUAAUGAUGAAUCAACAACAAAAACAACAAAAACUGGUGAUGAAUGACGCUGUUGUUGCUUCCGCCACAAAUAUCAAUACAGGAGGAAUGGAAAUGGCAUCUUCAAUGAUGAAUCAUGAUAAUCACCAAUGUGCACAGAAUACUAUGACUUCUCAUUCCGAAUUUACCAAUUCCAUGAAUGCAUUGUUGCUUUCACAACAGUACUUGCUGAAUCAGCAACAAGAACAACAUCAAUUUGCCCUCCAGCAGAGCUCUUCUUCGAUCAUGCAAAUACCAUCCUGCCAGCAUCACGGCCUGUCUCCAAAACUGCCACAACAACAAAUCAUCACAUACCACAGUGUAGAAGGAUGUAUUGUUGAUGAAAACAAGAUUUUUGGACCUAUCAAUGUGUUGAAUGCAGAUGAAACCAAACAAACCAAGAUUGUGGUCAUGCCAACUAGUGUCUUUCAAAGAUUCUUAGAGCCAAUUCUGGAACAUAUCAAACAAGCACUCUUUACUCCUCUGCAACAACCAUCACUUGUUUCUGUUCUGCAUCCAUUGACAUCAUUGGCGCAGCCUCCGUCAUUCAUUGGUACAUUUCCACAACAAAUGCAUUCUCAUUCAUCUGGAUUGAACUUAAAAUUGGUUGUGAACUCUGACGACUUGGAACCAUUCAUCAUACAACAACAACCAUCGUCAAGUUACGACAAUAUAUUCAUGAACUGUCAUUCUUCCAAUGCAAAUGAGGUUUUGAGCCAGUCUCAGUAUCACAAUGCAAACAUGUUGCUUGUCGACUCCAUCCAACAUCAUCAUAACAAUGAACCAUUGUUAACCGGAAGCAGCAGAAGUAGUGAGAAUAUGAAAGAUCUAUCUGAGCGACUUGAGCAAGAUGAAGAUUGUUCGAUCAUUUUUGAGGAGAGUAACCAAGACGUGACUUCAUCUUGUCAGACAUCAUCUGAGACCUGCAAUGCAGUUUGCUCAUCUGGCGACUCGCACACAAAAGACAAUACACAACAACAACAAGGCAAUACAACCAAUAAUUACAAAAAGACAAACAACAAGAAGGGUAUUAAGAAGAAGCGAAAGUAUAUCAAGAGUGGUCUAUUCAGAAAGGACCCAAAGUCAGGUCAAUUUUUAUUUUCUUCAAGAGAUCGAGCAAGAUUAGCCACAUUAAUAACUCCACAUGAACAUGCCACAGGAUCAUCAUCCAAUAUUGCUACCAAUACUACUUUGCAUGAAGGAAAUGUUAAUACACCCAUGGAAAGCCAACAGUGCUCGAUUAGUAACAACAAUGACAGCAUUGCAUUAUUUGGUGGCAAUAGCAGCACUAGUGGUAGCAUUGAUCAACACCAUUCCAAUUCUUCAUCACCUCAUACGAGUACUUUGAGUUCAGAGUACUCUAAUGGAACGGAUGAACAUGAUCGCUUGGCAUUUGAGCUCUAUUGUAGUGAGACUGUUCCAAUUCACAAAGAUACAGCUUCAAAUAUGAUUUUAUUGAGAGAACAAUGGAGACUUCUUCCACACGAAGAACGAGAGCGUUAUAAGAGAUCCGUAGUUGUUAUGAGUACUCUUGAAAAUUCCAAUGCUGGUGAUGGAACGUUAAUGACAAAUGUUGACUACAUUGAAGAAUUUUCAGAAAAGGAUAAUAGUAAUUCUCUGGUAGGAAAGUAUUCUAGAUUGAAACGCCCAUUGAAUGCAUACAAUAUCUUUUGCAAAACACACUUUCCAGAAUUUCAGCAACAGUACCCUGAUUGUACUAUCAACCAGAUUUCAAAAUAUAUUGGAGAGAAAUGGAAAUCUCUUUCCAAAGAAGAAAGGCAGCCUUAUAUAGAUCAGUCAAAAAAGAAUUCACAACCUGUCGUGAAGAAACCCUUGUCUGCGUAUAACAUUUUCUGCAAGAGUCAGUUUGAAAUUUUCAAAAAGAAAUAUCCAGAUCUUAAUAUUCACUUAUUGUCAAGAAAGGUUGCCGAUUCAUGGAAGAGCUUGAGUGAAGAUGAAAAACGAAUCUAUUACGAGGGUGCUCAAAAACAACGCCAAGAAAAUCUAAUUCAAGUUCAUAAUAUGAUUCCAACCCUUGCCAAACAAUAG
Molecule: messenger RNA, 2379 nt
Organism: Naegleria fowleri
Lineage: Eukaryota; Heterolobosea; Eutetramitea; Acrasida; Naegleriidae
Exons: 1
Coding region: 1-2379 (792 amino acids)
Source: RefSeq, a predicted model, not a curated record